Messenger RNA from Vicia faba (fava bean), 1518 nucleotides. Lineage: Eukaryota; Viridiplantae; Streptophyta; Magnoliopsida; Fabales; Fabaceae. The record is from the annotation of a GenBank genome assembly.
AUGUUUACCAGAAGCCGACGCUUCGCUUCAUCUUCUUCAUCCUCCGACAAGAAUUCAAAUGAUUCAGUUGCAAACAAAAAGAUCAUCAACGCCGUCAAGACUCGUUUAACGAAGAAACGUCCCGCUCUCGCCGAAGUCACCAAUAACACAAAUGCCUCUCACGUCAAAACCUCUUUGGGUUCCGCAUCCAAACCUAUGGUUCCGUGUGCAUCCAAAACAGCAAAGACAAAGAAGGAUUCGAUUGCGAGUUCAAAGAAAAAUGUUAUGUCUAAGAACACUUUGCAACCUCCAUUGAGAGUAAAAUCAAGUGAAUUGGUGCCUGCUAAAGAGGCGUGUUUGACAAAAACUAGUCAAACGAAGUCUGAAGUUCAAACCUCCAUAGCGCCAAGUAGUGAUGGGGCUGUUUGUACUGAUUUUAAGAGUGUGGUCUGUGCUCCAAGAUGGAUGGACAUUUCUGCUAGUAACACCUUUAGUGGUUCUGUUUCACUAGAUGAGAGCAUGUCAACCACUGAUUCUUUGACGACUCCGGAAUUCAAAGACGAUGUUGCGUCGAUCAAAUCAAUUGAAAAUAGAACGUGCAACAUUCUCAAUAUUUCAGACUCUUCCAAAAUGGCAGGGAGAAUAGAAGAUAUUGACUCCGUACUGAAGUCAAGAGCAAAUGAAAUUGUUGACAUUGACUUCAAUAUCAAAGACCCACAGUUUUGUGCAUCCAUUGCCUGUGAAAUCUAUGAAAACUUGCGUGUAUCUGAGAAUUCUAAAAGGCCAUCUAUAGACUUCAUGGAGAAGAUACAGACAGACAUCAAUGCCGGCAUGCGGGCAAUACUUAUUGAUUGGCUUGUGGAGGUUGCUGAAGAGUCCAGACUUCUACCUGAUACACUAUUUUUGGCAGUUAACUACCUUGAUCGCUAUCUUUCAGGCAAAGCAAUGAACAGACAGCGGUUACAACUACUUGGUGUUUCCUGCAUGAUGAUUGCCGCUAAAUACGAGGAGAUCUGUUCCCCCAAGGUGGAGGAGUUUGUUUACACUACUGAUAAUACAUAUUCUAAGGAGCAGGUGUUGGAGAUGGAGUCCUCUGUGCUGAAUUUCUUGAAGUUUGAAAUGACAGCUCCUACGACUAGAUGUUUUUUGAGACGCUUCAUUACGGUUGCCCAACAAACAUGUGAGGUUCCAUUGAUGCAGUUGGAGUAUUUGGCCGACUAUCUAGCAGAGUUAUCACUUAUAGAGUAUGAUAUGCUUAAGUACACCCCAUCACUAAUAGCUGCAUCAGCCACUUUCUUGGCUAAAUACAUACUUCUUCCUAUGGAGAAACCUUGGAACUCCAUGCUAAGGCAUUACACAGGGUACCAAGCAUCAGAAUUGCAUGAAUGUGUCAAGGGACUGCAUUUGUUGUACUGCAAUGGCUAUCAUAAUCCACCUUCCAUUACUGCUAUCAGAGAGAAAUACAGUCAGCAUAAGUUCAAGUUUGUGGCGAAGAAGUAUUGUCCUCCAUCAAUACCAGUAGAAGUGUUUCACAACUGA